Messenger RNA from Soboliphyme baturini, 222 nucleotides. The record is from the annotation of a GenBank genome assembly. Lineage: Eukaryota; Metazoa; Nematoda; Enoplea; Dioctophymatida; Soboliphymatidae.
AUGCUGAACUGGCCGCGUAACUCGGCUCACCGGUGGGAGACGAUCGACGUUGAUUGUGAACUGGUAUCCUCGCAGAGAGAGCAGGCCGCUCAGCUGCCCACCAAGACGAUGGGAAGAUUAUAUCUAGAGCUGGGAAGGACGCGCUUGGAGGGAGAAGGCUCGAAAGGAAUGACAGGCGUGUUGGGAUCUCUGAUUACCCAACGGUCCAGGCUAACCAAAUGA